ACCACUCAAAGUGCCAAAUAUGAACACCAUUACUGAGAUCAUCCCAUUUGCCAAGGAGAUGCUGAACCAAAGGCCCUGCUGGGGCAUCGUGAAGAUCUACACGCUCGGUUCCACCCUGGCUAUACUUGGAGUUGUUGGAGGACUUUUGGAAAUGCUUUUCCUGCCAUUUGAGGGGCAGGAGACUGCUGAGGAGACACCUGUGGAGCUGAUCAAGGAGAAGAAGUCAGUGUUGAUGUCACACGCCGCCUUUGUUUAUGUUGAAGUCACGGAUGGGCUGGAGACAGAAGAGAUCAUGACCAAACACCUGGUGUCUGCUGGGAGGAGAAGCUCAGUCAACCGCUUACAUGCUUAUUAGAGAAACCCUGCUCUCUUCAUGUAAAGGGACAAUUACAAGGGUUAAUGGCAAUAUUGGUAAAUAACUCACCAUGUUUAAUUGGUCUCCAUAGCAAUGCAAUUCCCCCUUGACUGAAAAAAAAAGUUGUGCGGAUAAGUCUGACUGCUGUGCAGCAGGCUCUUGUAAAUGUAUUUGAAUGUGUUGGUAAGCAAAUGGAAUGUGUGUGAAAGAUUUUUAUUUUGAACUCUAAUAAAUCCACUGAUGAAAGCCA
This is a messenger RNA of Solea senegalensis (Senegalese sole), 605 nucleotides long. Its product is annotated as G0/G1 switch protein 2-like. The record is from RefSeq and is a predicted model, not a curated record. Lineage: Eukaryota; Metazoa; Chordata; Actinopteri; Pleuronectiformes; Soleidae. The transcript has a single exon. Bases 20 to 355 code for a protein of 111 amino acids.